Messenger RNA from Lytechinus variegatus (green sea urchin), 1709 nucleotides. RefSeq lists its product as uncharacterized. The transcript has 8 exons. The record is from RefSeq and is a predicted model, not a curated record. Lineage: Eukaryota; Metazoa; Echinodermata; Echinoidea; Temnopleuroida; Toxopneustidae. The coding region runs from base 1 to 1530 and encodes 509 amino acids.
AUGAAGAUCACUCCUGCUGGGUCACCAACCGGUCAGAAACAAUAUCCGAAGGAAGACAGCGCAACAGUUGAGAUCUCCACGGCUUCUGUUCCCAAGGGAGGAUUCUCUAUAUUCUCCGUCCAGAAACAACCGGACACCGGAACUUCUCCUGUAUCUGAUUACAUCAAGACAGAAGACAAAGAGACAUUAGCUUGUGAAGAGAAGCUUGCUGCUCCAAAAGGAGGAUAUUCUAUCUUCUCUGUCAACAAGCAACCGGACACCCUGACUUCGCACAAGAAUUCUGGCGUGGAUGUGACAGAUCAGACAGAGAAGUACACAUCUGUGAAUAUGGAACAACCCAGUCGUAACAACGACUUCAGCUUCCUGCCAAAGAUCACACCAUCCAUCGAAUCCACUGUGUCAUCUUCUCCGAAGACUACCAAAGGAUCCAGAUCUGAUGUCCAACUGACCCAACCCAGUCAAGAGCCUUUGAAGACUAAUGCUUAUUUGGACUCGGUAUCUGAUGAGAAGGUGCUUGAGGCCAGAGUUGCUGAGAAUCUGAAACAGAUCGUCAUCAAACCAGUAGAUGACUCCAACCUGGACAAAGACACCGAUGAAUCCCGAUGUUACACAGAGAGCAUAAGCCAGGUCAACGGCGUUGCUUCUAAAGCGAGGAUCAUUAAUGUUCUACCAGCUCAAGAGCCUACCUUGCAGAUAAUGACCCCUGAGGAAUCCGAAUCCGAUACUGCUCUGCCUGACAUCCAAAGCCAGAAUAACGGCGGCAAUCCCAACGUAAGGGUCAUCAAUGUUAAACCACUGAAUGAGCCUUACCUAAACAUCACUUCUACCAGGGAAUCCAGAUCUGCCAACCAGGCUGUUAGGAAUGACAGUUCGACCGAUGCAUCGGGCAAGGCACGCUUGAUCACCAUGAGACCAACCAGUGAGCCUCUUAAAACCAGGGCCAAUGUGGUUUCUGCUGCUCGAAUCCAGAAAGUCCUUGAUGCUACAACCGAGGACGUUCCAGAUAUCAAAUCGCUUUCUGAUGACAUCACGGUCGUCUCGCCAAAGCCAUCUUCUUUGGCAACAAAUGACGUGCUCGAGAUCAAGAACACUGGAUCUCUUGGUGAUCAACUGAAGCGGGAGUUACCGGUCCCUCGUCCAAAAAUCCAGAACUGGACCACCGAGCCCCUAAAGCAGCCAAAUGACCUUCUCACCAACGUCGGCCAAGGAGAAGAAUUUGAGAAUAAUCUCUUCGAAACAGAUCAUGGACGUCCAUCUUGUCCAAAAGAGCCAGAUAAUGAUGCUUCAAGAUCUGAAGACAUCAUCACUGCUCCUGCUGUUAAUGGAGGGGAUUUUUCAAAGCCUUCUAAAAAGACCAGGAAGGAGCCUUCCCAGAGACGAUUUCCAAAAUCAACCACCCUGGGAAUGAUUUCGGACACCUCUUCUGAUAACCAACAAAUGGCAAUGGAUCCAAAGACAAAGAAGAAGAAGCUCAAACGAUUCCUGAAGCUCGCACGCAGGCACAAGAACAAGCCUGCGAAGGCAGAAUAGGAACAAAUUGCUUCAACUAAUAACGACCUUAAAAACAAACCGGAUACUUUUGGGCCAUAAACAAACCUUCAAUUGACUUGAAAUAUUCUUUAAUAAGAAACAACGGGAUACUUGGAUCAUGAAACAAACCUGCAAAAAUAGAAUAUUGACUGGAACUAAUUGCUUCAACCAUGCGAUGA